AAGUGACGUACUGACGCCAUUACUGUUUUGGUUCUUGUUGAGGGAAAAGUUAGACGAGAUCAAAAUAUCAAAGUUGUUGAACUUCGAAUAACAUAACUCUACAAAAUGAACCGUCUAUUUGGAAGAGGAAAACCCAAGGAACCGCCACCGAAUUUAACAGACUGUAUUUCAAGUAUUGACAGCAGGGGGGAAUCCAUCGAUAAAAAAAUUGCUAGAUUAGAUGCUGAUCUUAAAAAGUAUAAAGAUCAAAUGAAAAAAAUGAGAGAGGGACCUGCAAAGAAUUCUGUGAAACAAAAGGCAAUGAGGGUUCUAAAACAGAAAAAAAUGUAUGAAAACCAACGUGGUCAACUUUCAAAUCAAUCUUUUAAUCUUGAACAACAGAACUUUGCCAUUUCUACUGUCAAAGAUACAAAAACAACAGUGGAUGCUAUGAAAUUAGGCGUAAAAGAUUUAAAGAGAGCCCAUAAGAAUAUUAAUAUUGAUCAAAUAGAGAAUAUGCAAGAUGAAUUAGAAGAUUUAAUGGAACAAUCUGAUGAAAUACAAGAUGUGAUGGGUCGUAGUUAUGGUAUGCCUGAAGUUGAUGAUGAUGAAUUAGAGGCUGAACUAGAUGCUUUAGGGGAUGAAAUUGGUUUUGAUGAAGACACAUCAUAUCUUGACGACGCAGUUGCAGCACCUUCAGCCCCAGUGGGUGAUCCAGGGGAGAGUAUGAGGGGUGAUGUUCCAGUCGAUGAGUUUGGUCUACCACAGAUUCCGCAGAGUGCUAAGUAAACAUAGAUAUAAUAAAGACAAUAUUCAUCCAACAAGCUAUCAUGAUUCAAUCAACUGAACCUGAAAUUACUACUUCAUUUAUUGGAUAGGUUUCAAAAUUUAAAUUGGAAAUACCAAAACUUUCACAACAGGUUUGCUGCUGGUAAUAUGCUUGAAAUGUUAUUGCUACUUUUGGCAUUUGUAAAUAAAUCUUAAACAUCAUUUAUUGUUAACAAUAACACCAGGUGACCCACAAAGUUGAUGUCAUUUCUGUAGUGUUAUUACCCAAAUUGCACCUUGUUUAUACUUUUAAUAUACCGGUAGCGCUUUUUAGAAAAAAUGGUGUGAUGCCAUAUAACUUAACACCCUGGUACCUCAGUCACACAUUGAUGUCUGAAUAUCUCUGGUUGUAUCCCGAUGUGAAUAUCAGUAUAGCAUGUUGAACAUUGCACUUCAAAAAUCUUGAAAUUAAAAAAUGACUUCAUGGCUUAUUUUCUUUAUAUUCACUAUCGGUAAAAUAUAAUUGUGGAACUGUUUGUGAUCUUAUAUAUCUUUUAGCAAACUGACUAAAAUUGUUACUGUAUUUGUUUUUUAUUUAUCAAACACUUAAUAUGUAAAAUGUCAUCUUCACAGUGUUCAAGGUAUUGUAAUGCGUGUCUGAUACUUACCGUAGUUCUAAAACAGAAGAUUCAGUCAUCUGCAGACCUGGAAAUACUGAUUGCAGUUGUAUCUUACAAAAUGUCAGGCACAUAUGGCAUUUAGUAUUAAUAAUACUAAUAAAAAAAACUGAAAGAAGAGAAGGAUGAAGCCCGACAAAGCUUUUAUUUGUGCUUGCCUUCUUUUGAUACUUGCUAAUCUUAUUUAUGUAUAAUCUUUCAAAAAUAGUUUCUCUCAAACAUAUUGACACAGACGACUGUACCAUGACACUGUGAAGAUAGUCAAAUGUAUAAUGAGUUAUUUUUAUUGUAAGUUGAUGUAUAUAUUUAUAAAUAUGCUUAUUAUUUACACAUAUUGUUUAUAUGCCUCAGUAGUAUAGAUAUUUACCUGCUGUAUACGAUUGUCCAAUUUAUUACUGUCUGAUUAUUUUUUAAGGAUUAAACUAUAUAUUGUAAAUAUUACAAUAUAUUACAACUUCAAUUCAUACUAACAAGUUUCUUCAUUGAUUUUGUUCCCCUGGUUCGUUUCUUUUACAAGAUAUUUAAUUUCUCAGUUAAUUUUUGCAUUUUUGAUUUAAGAAUUAAAUAUUAGCAUAUCCAAUUUUUGUAAAAAAAAUAAAUUAUAUGACAACCAAAACAUUGUGUUUUGUAUUUUUAAAUGCAGUUGUAUAUUACUGCUUAACUUUUACCCCCGGUCUGUCUUUAUCCCAUCUUUUUAAGAUUUAUAUAUGUUGUUUACACUAGAGAUAAUAACUUCCAGAGUUAUUGUCCUUGAUCACUUUUUAGAAGGUUAUGAACGCUCUGAUAGCAAAGUCAUCUAUUGGUCUGUUUGAAAUUUAUAUGCAUUAUUUACAGUAAUGAGACACAGAGAAGCCAAUCCAGUUGCUGUUAAUUACUUCAUGGUCAUUGUGUUAUUAAAAUGCACAAUGUCAAUGUUCAUCUUUUAAUUAUUACAUCAUUUUAUAUAAACCAUAUUAUUAAUAAUUUCUUCAUGAUUUUGUUAUAGUCAGAACAAUAUAUAUAAAGAUAGCCUGACCAACUCCGGUCUUCGUCACCAUUUUGUUACCCAAUCUGUAAGUUUAACAGAUCAACACAAGAACAUCACAAAUAUAAAAUAACCAUUAUCAAGAGAAAUCGAUCAAAAUGAUAAUUUUGCAAAAUAUAAUGGUUCAGCGGCAUGAACUGCAUAACAAUUUGUAGUAGCUUAGAAUUUAAGAUUAAAUUUUGGAAAACCAUUUUGUUACCCAAUUACAAAUGCAACAAUAUAGUUGACCUGACUCUCUAUAUAUGUAAUCGGGUUAUAGUUACAUUAUAUCUAUGUUAAUUAGCUCAAUUCUCCAAGAAAGAUUUAAUAUUAAUGAAUGUGAUGAAUCCUACUUUACUUAAAGAUACAUUAUGGGAGAUUAGAUAAAGAGCUGACAGUUCUCGCUAUAAUAGUUAAAAACUAGAUAAUGUAAAGGUAAUUUGUUGAAAAUUUCAGUUAAGUUGAUCCACUAUGAACCGAGAUACCAGCUUUGUAAAUUUCCGCCUAGCCUCGUUCAUCAUUACUAAAGUUAGUACGUUAAAAAGCAUAGUCUCGAUUAUCCAUUGUUUUGAUUUAAUUAUCAAUGAGCGUUUGCAGCAUAUAGGAUUCUAAUCCAGUCGUCAUCGAAGGCUAGCCUUGACAUCGAGUGUUGAUUAUGGUGUGGAUAAGUUAAUUAAUGUCUAAUUAAUAAUUUAGAUAAGAUUUCGGGCCUAAAGAAAGACCUGCGAUAGGCAGAUUUAGCUCUUGCAUAAUGCAUGUUUAUAAUGUAUUUUGUAUUAUUUAUAUUUCUUGUUUUGAUCUGUCCAGUGGGUGGGGGAUCUGUUGGAGGAGAACAGGUUAAAAACUGACAGUCUGUAAAUCGAAUAGGUAUACCCUUCCAUACCGACUUAUGCAUAGCGUAGUAUAAAACAGGCAGAACGUUUCAUUUUCAUUGAUGUAUAACAAAAGCUCAUAAAUUCAUAUCAAACAUUAGAAGUAAUACAAUGAUUGGAAGUUCAAAGAACUGCAUUAGCUUUAUGGGGGUUUCAGAUUAAUAUUAGGUCCAUAUGGCAAGUGAUAGGUAGGCAUUAUUAAAAGGGAAGAGCAUUAGUCCUACUAUUAUAGGAUAAUUAAGAGCGUUAGUCCUACUAUUAUUGGAUAAUUUCAUUGAAAUAAGUGUAUAGGAUUUCUGAUUGUAACAUUAACAAACAUUUUUAUUACGAAAUAAAUUAUAUGGAAAUGAAA
Patella vulgata (common limpet) is the source of this 3651-nucleotide messenger RNA. Its product is annotated as charged multivesicular body protein 5. Gene Ontology annotation, cellular component: multivesicular body. The record is from RefSeq and is a predicted model, not a curated record. The transcript is spliced from 7 exons. Gene Ontology annotation, biological process: vesicle budding from membrane; late endosome to vacuole transport via multivesicular body sorting pathway. Lineage: Eukaryota; Metazoa; Mollusca; Gastropoda; Patellidae. The coding region runs from base 106 to 768 and encodes 220 amino acids.